AUGUUAGUCGCUGCCUCAAAUUCUCGUUCUCCCAAGCAGCUUGGUAGUGGUGAAUCAGCAUCCUCUUCAUCAUCGCAAUCUGACUUGUUUUCUGCGCUUUCUUCGUGGUCAUCCUCCAUCCAAAAAACGUUUAAUGAAGUCUCUCAAACCAUUACUGCCAACAUUAACACGAUCGAUCAUUCAAGUAGUAGUAGUAGCAAUACCAACACUUCCUCAAGUACUACUACCCCCACCACGAAUCCAUCAUCAUCCUCCACCAUUGUGCCUUCUGCGUCCUCCAUGACAUCAUCAUCUCGGCCGUCAUCACCAACGAAUCUCAACAAAAAACAAAAACAAAUGUUGAAAGAAAAACGCCCUCUGAUGAGGAAUCAGGAUUUUUCGAGUGAAGAGGAUGAAGAAUCCAUGAUUGGAUCAUCAGCAUUGAAGAAGAAGAGUAGUAGUACAACAGCAUCUGAAUCUAUUGGCGAUUGGUUCUCUUCGGUUCAAAAUUCAAUCACCAAACAAUUCAAUGAAUGGUCAUCACCCACCUCGUCAUCUUCCAAUAAUAACACCACUUCGGAUGAUGAUGGACCUCUUGCCAAGGCUCACUCCUCCCGAAUCAAAUCACCAUCUACCUCAUCUUCUAAUGUAGCUUCAUCAUCCAACGGUUUUAUGGAUUCUCUUUCCUCUACCUUUGCCUCCAUUAAAACACAAACCAACGACAAGUGGACUCUUUUGAGAGAUCAAUUCUUUGACAAUAACAGUCAGAAUACAAUUGAUGAAAACGAUAAUUCGUUCCUCGGAAGACUUUCCAAAGAAGUUGAUGGUAUGAUCACUCUCUCUGCCAAACAACGCAUGUAUGGCUUUUUCAUGUCUCUCGGCUUUGGUUUGUUAUGUAUUAUAAUUGCUCUUGGCUUUUUGCCAUCCAUCCUUUUUGCAUCGGGAGCAUUUGCCUUCUUCUAUACUUUUGGUAAUUUGUUGUGCCUCGUGUCGACAUUCUUCUUGGUUGGACCUGUGGCUCAAAUUAAAAACAUGGCAAAGCCUGAUCGAGCAAUUCCUUCUGCAUUAUUUAUUGCUUCCAUGGUUUUAACUUUGAUUUGUGUGUUUGCAAUGCCAAUUGCACUGUUGAUUAUUUUGCUUGUCAUUACACAGGCAGUGGGAUUGGUUUGGUAUGUCAUUUCCUACAUUCCAUUUGCUCAACAAAUUCUAGGUAUGAUAUUCUCUUCCUUUAUGAGAAUUUUCAAUUAA
This is a messenger RNA of Naegleria lovaniensis, 1227 nucleotides long. RefSeq lists its product as uncharacterized. The transcript has a single exon. Lineage: Eukaryota; Heterolobosea; Eutetramitea; Acrasida; Naegleriidae. Gene Ontology annotation, biological process: vesicle-mediated transport. Gene Ontology annotation, cellular component: membrane. The record is from RefSeq and is a predicted model, not a curated record. Bases 1 to 1227 code for a protein of 408 amino acids.